This is a messenger RNA of Pocillopora verrucosa, 1994 nucleotides long. RefSeq lists its product as uncharacterized. The record is from RefSeq and is a predicted model, not a curated record. Lineage: Eukaryota; Metazoa; Cnidaria; Anthozoa; Scleractinia; Pocilloporidae.
AUGAUUCUUCAUUUGCCUUCCACUUUUUUUCUACUUUUCUUUUCAGCGUUUGGAUUAUUUUUGACAAUUUGUUUUCAUCUUCCAACGCUCUCCUUCACAACUGAUGUUUACGCUCUAGGCAGAGAGGAAUUCGCUCAGAACAGUAAGUUAGCGGAUCAUAGAGAAGCAGAAAUCAUAUAUCUUAUACAAGCACAGAGUUGCCUAUCUGAGCAUUACACUUCAUUUAUAAAAUUAGCAAGUAGCACUAGACGUGACGUUGUAGUUUUGAGUUGGGGCAGACGAUGUCAAGAUUCGUCCACAAAUCUUGGCAGCGUGGUUUACAUUCAAGGAGAGAAUACGUCAUGGAGUUCCGGGCGAAAUUUGUUGUAUCAUUGGGCUUUGCAGAGAAACAGGAGCUAUCUGUACUACGUUUUCCUUGAUGAAGAUAUCGAGUUUAUCUUCACAUCGAAUACGACCCAGGAUAGGGGUUACAAGGAAGGAACUAAACAUCCACUUGAAGCCUUUGAAAACUUUCUUCUGGACUACGAGCCCGCGGUAGGUCUGUGCAAUUAUUGCAGUCGUUGUGGGAAACUUGCGGAAAACGGUUCUUAUUAUGUACCUGCGCUUUGUUGCUCGCCGCGCCCUGCAACUGGAAAUCUCCCGCCGAUUUUACCGGUUACAAUAUCUUUUGACGCCGCUGUAAACGCGUUUCACACCAAGGCAGUUCAACAUAUUCUACCUUAUAGACUGGACUACGAGGAGAUAAGCUGGUGGGAGAGCCAAAAAUAUGUUAUUUUAAAGUCAGAUAUUUUAUUUCGCGGUCAAGUUAUACGCUAUACGCCGGUGACUGCCAUCAACAACGAACACAGGGAUUAUCCUCAACGACCAAUUGACAACUGGGAGGAUAUAUUGCUCGAUAUUAGGAAAAAUGUGCCACACAAAUAUCAGAAUCAAAGCGUUUUCAACAUGAAACUGGAAGUUGACAUGAUUCCGAUUAUUUCUGGGAAUUUCCUUUUCACACCAUCAUGGAAUAUUUCAAUUCCUGGUCCUAAAGUACCUAUUCAACCAUACAGUCAUUUUCACAAAUAGUACGAGCAAAAGGCAAAAAUGUCAAUAUUAUCGGAGAUAUUUGAUACAUUUAUCAACCACUCUUUCCGUUUUGAAAACUUCAGAUAAUUUUAGAUACAAUAACGCUGAUUUGUAGGAUCUGGUCUUUCCUAGCUCAUUCCGUUCGCGCUUAAUGUUGUGCUCAUAAACCGUUGAAAUGGACUGAAACCUUAAAAAAGUAAUUAACCCUAGUAAAAUAGGCACUUGAAUAGGGGAGAAAUAUGACUUAACAUAUGGGCUUUAUUUUUAGUCUUUUCUUGCGCUAAAACCAGUUAUAAUUCAUGCAGUUAAGGAGAAUUUACCCGGAACGUUACCGCCAAGCAACGAAACUAAGCAAUGAUGACACAAUGUUAUGAGUGAGAAGGUUGAAUUUUCCGGUAAAAUUCAAGGACAAAAGCAACAUAGCAAAAUGUAGACAGGAGUUACGCCUUGACUGAGUAGUUCAUUACAGUCUUGCACAAACAUGGGAAGCUGUAACACUUUCCUUUGAAUGGAGUUAUUUUUUUGUCUACCCACGUACAUGGUUAGUGUUUUUGAGAAAUCUCUUCACUUUAAGGUAGUAAUACCAAGAACAUUUCGCGUCAAUAUGAGUUAUAAUAUAUUUAUUCGAAUUAUAGGCUAUUCAUCAUUUGUUGUACAUCCUUCUUAAUAUAAUAUUUUUGAAGAAUGCCCUUCAAAUCGAGAUUUCGUUAUUCUUGCACAAAUCUGGGUCAGUCUUCAUCGAAACUUUGGCGGCUGCCUCGUUUCAAGAGCUUUUUUUCUGGAAUACUUCUUUCCGCUGGUUUCAACCUGGUCAACAAAACGUAUUCUGUUGAAUCACUACUCCUUUCAUUAGUUGUCAUGGCCUCGUCUCCUGGUCGAGGGGGCCAUUCAAUGCGCUGGGCGUUGGUUACUAAAAAUGUUCAUGU